GGCCAGCGUUUCAUAGUGAUCUCGGCCGGGCGAGAGAGCGCUUGUGAUGGCGGUUUCGCGAAGAUCUAUAUUAAAACUUUAAAAGUUUUCUUUUAUUUCAUCUUCUGUUUGUCCCUGGUCAAUUUUCCGAAGGGAAGUCACACCGGGAAGGCUUUCGGUCCGAGGGUGCUUGGCCGGCUUUCAGACUUGCUGUCAAAUUCAUUUCUUGAAUCUCUUCAACGUACACAAUGUCGCUGUGACAUUUUUUAGAUAACAACUUAUUUUUGUGGAUAAACAACGUUUAUUGAGUUCGAAAUGAGGGUAGUAGCAUUAAUAAGUGGCGGAAAAGACAGCUGUUACAACAUGCUGCAGUGUGUGAUGGCUGGUCAUGAAAUUGUCGCCUUAGCUAAUUUAAAGCCAGACACAAGAGAUGAACUCGACAGCUACAUGUACCAGACUGUCGGGCAUCAAGGGGUGGAAAUGUAUGCGGAAGCGUUGAAUUUGCCACUGUUUCGAUAUGAGACUUCUGGAGUCGCGCUGCAAAAUGAAAAAAUGUACACUCCGACCCCUGAGGAUGAAGUUGAAGAUCUUUAUAAACUUUUGCUUAAUGUUAAGAAAGAAGUCCAUAUUGAAGCAGUUGGUGUGGGAGCCGUUCUUUCAGAUUAUCAAAGACUGCGAGUAGAAAAUGUUUGUGCCAGGCUAGGUCUGGUUACUCUAGCUUAUCUUUGGAGAAGAGAUCAAGGCGAAUUGCUUCAAGAAAUGAUCAAUACACAUAUAGAUGCCAUUGUUAUUAAGGUCGCAGCUUUAGGACUAGAUCCUGCGAAACAUUUAGGCUUAAAAAUAUCAGAAAUACAACCCCAUCUUAUUAAAAUGAAUGAAAAAUAUGGAUUAAAUAUUUGUGGGGAGGGCGGGGAGUAUGAGACGUUUACACUCGACUGUCCCUUGUUUUGCAAAUCUCUAGUCAUAGAUGAUUGGGAGACUGUAAUCCAUUCUAAUGAUGCUAUCGCCCCUGUUGGAUAUCUGAAUUUUACAAAAAUACGUCUUGUAUCGAAAGAAGGCGUAGACUGCAAUUCAAGCUUAGCCGACAGGUUGAAAAUUUGCCGGGCAAAAACCAUCGAUGAUUAUAUAUUAGAUAUCGACCAGGCAGAAGUGACCGAUACUGAUUCUGAUGCUACAGACUGUGACUUCGAUGGAGCAUUGGAUAUAGAUCCAUUGUUGGAGAUUAUAGAAAAGGAGCCUUCGCCGAAUAAAGUGACAGCCGUGAGCAAUGGUAGCGGUUGGUACUGGGUUGGAGGGAUAGUCGGUGAAAACAGUGAUAUCACCUUGGCAAUGACUGACGCAUUGGUGAAAUUAGAAGCCAUCCUCCAGGAAAAAGGCCUUCAACUGGCCCACCUUGUGAACGUGUCGUUGUUCUUGAAAGACCUCUCUCAGUACACACAAGUCAACAAAUGUUAUUUGAAUAAAAUAACAGGACCGAAUCCCCCUGUAAGGACAUGCCUUGGGGUUGGACUAAAUGAACAGACACCUGUGAUGCUAAACGCAUUAGCUUAUUCUAAUAAAAAACACUGCAUGCAUGUUCAGUCAAUAUCUCAUUGGGCACCGGCAAAUAUUGGACCAUACAGUCAAGUCAUUAAGGGAGGAGAAGAUGUGAUAUACGUCGCUGGGCAGAUCGGGUUGGUUCCAGGAACUAUGACUCUCGUAUCCGGUGGUAUAAGGAGACAAUGUAGGCUUGCUUUGAGGCAUGUUGGCAGACUGGUUAAAGCAAUGGACAAGGACACCCAGCUUCGCGAUGUCGUACAAGGCAUUUGCUACGUCACCAAUGCAUCAUAUAUAGCCGAAGCGAGGAAGGAAUGGGAGAGAAGAACAAACAACGCGAUUGUAGAGUACAUAGUUGUAAGAGAACUGCCGAAAUCGUCUCUUGUAGAGUGGCAAGUCUGGGCCCAUAGAGGAAACACUCGUUUUGAAUAUGAAGAAACUGGCUGUGUUGUUGGUGAGAAUCGUGUUUCUAUCAAGAGAAGGUGGAAUUAUGAAAGUUCUGUUUCUGCUAUUGUUUGUAACGUCUCUACAGUAUCUUCGGUCUCAAAUCCUGUCAUUUCGAACUUGAACUCUGUAGGCUUCAACUGUGAAUCUUUGUCCGAGGCGCAGCUACUUGAGGUGUUCAGGUAUGCCAUGUCUCGUUUAUUCAAAGGAGUACCACCACCGACAGUGCAGUGCGAGCAGAACUGUAACAGUAACAAUAACGCCACGUUGUCCCCGAUACCGGUCUGUUCUCUGCAACUUUUCUACAGGGUCGGCCGCUCUCCAGGACCUCAGUUGAUCCAUGACACAAUCGCCAAAUUGGAAGAGUACAACAUUGCAACGACCGUUAUCCCCGUCUGUCAGCUGAGCCAUGCUAACACUUUCAUAUCCUUAUGUGCUGUGAGGCAUAGUUAGAAAAGUUUUAUUCCAGAAUCCGGUAUGAAAAUUUGCUUAAAAUUGGCAAGAAAGUGUAGUCUUCCUUAAACAAUUUGAAGGCUUUGUUUAGUUUUGUAAUACGACUACAUAGAUUUGCCCCUUUUUUUAUUCAUUACUUUUUUUUAAAUAGAGUUUAUUAGUUAUAUGUGGAAAGGAUAACACUUAACGUAUAGUUUUUUCAAUUAUUUAACAUCAAAUUUUGAAAUAUUUUUUAAAUUUUAUUACUUUAAAACAAAAAUAAAAUA
Messenger RNA from Cimex lectularius (bed bug), 2678 nucleotides. Its product is annotated as diphthine--ammonia ligase. The transcript is spliced from 14 exons. The coding region runs from base 295 to 2412 and encodes 705 amino acids. Lineage: Eukaryota; Metazoa; Arthropoda; Insecta; Hemiptera; Cimicidae. Gene Ontology annotation, molecular function: diphthine-ammonia ligase activity. Gene Ontology annotation, biological process: protein histidyl modification to diphthamide. The record is from RefSeq and is a predicted model, not a curated record.